UGUGGGGCAUGGAGCCUACUUACAACCAAACAAAACUUAAAAGAAUACACCUUCCCCUUCCAAAAGAAAAAAACCAAUCCUCUCCCAAGAGGCUUCGGAAAUAGAAGAGCUGCGGGUGGUCGGGCAGGGCGCCCCGAGGCCUGCCGGGAGCUGUAGUUCUCCGGCUCUGCGUCUCUCCGGGGACGCUCACCCCGCCUGCCCCCGCUCUUCUCUGUGGACGUGGCGUGGGGCGUCCGCGGCCCUCCCGGAGUUCACGGGCCCCGCCCCUUGGGGGGGUCUUCACGGACGCUCAUUGGUCGGAGGGAGGGACUCUGAGCUGCUGGAGGCGGGGCCUGGUUGGAGCGCCGCCAAAUGGGGCAUCUUAACGGAGAAGGCAGAGCGGAACGUGUAGAGGGAAGCGAAGCUGGAUUGUCUGGGACUGAUGAUGUGGCGUCCAUCACUUCUGCUGCUACUGCUGCUGCUCAGGCGCGGGGCCCAAGGCAAGCCAUCCCCCGACGCAGGCCCUCACGGCCAGGGGAGGGUGCACCAGGCGGCCCCCCUGAGCGAGGCUCCACAUGAUGACUCCCACGGAAACUUCCAGUACGACCAUGAAGCUUUCCUGGGACGGGAAGUGGCCAAGGAGUUCGACCAGCUCAGCCCAGAGGAAAGCCGAGCCCGCCUGGGGCGCAUAGUGGACCGCAUGGACCGCGCAGGGGAUGGGGACGGCUGGGUGUCGCUGGCCGAGCUCCGCGCUUGGAUCGCGCACACGCAGCAGCGGCACAUACGGGACUCGGUGAGCGCGGCCUGGAACACGUACGACACGGACCGCGACGGGCGUGUGGGUUGGGAGGAGCUGCGCAACGCCACCUAUGGCCACUACGAGCCCGGUGAAGAGUUUCACGAUGUAGAGGACGCGGAAACCUACAAGAAGAUGCUGGCUCGAGACGAGCGGCGUUUCCGGGUGGCGGACCAGGACGGGGACUCCAUGGCCACUCGGGAGGAGCUGACUGCCUUCUUGCACCCCGAGGAAUUCCCUCACAUGCGGGACAUCGUGAUUGCUGAAACCCUGGAGGAUCUGGACAAGAACAAAGACGGCUACGUCCAAGUGGAGGAGUACAUUGCGGAUCUGUACUCGGCUGAGCCGGGGGAGGAGGAGCCGGCCUGGGUGCAGACAGAGCGGGAGCAGUUCCGGGACUUCCGCGACCUGAACAAGGACGGGCGGCUGGACGGCAGCGAGGUCGGCCACUGGGUGCUGCCCCCGGCCCAGGACCAGCCACUGGUGGAGGCCAAUCACUUGCUGCACGAGAGCGACACCGACAAGGUGCGCGGAGGGGGCCGCUCUGCAGAAGUGGCCAGGCCCCCCCUCCCCAUCUGGACCUGCGGGAUAUGA
Hyaena hyaena (striped hyena) is the source of this 1369-nucleotide messenger RNA. It is a transcript of the gene RCN3, whose product is annotated as reticulocalbin 3. Gene Ontology annotation, molecular function: calcium ion binding. Gene Ontology annotation, cellular component: endoplasmic reticulum. The transcript has 6 exons. The record is from RefSeq and is a predicted model, not a curated record. The coding region runs from base 422 to 1369 and encodes 315 amino acids. Lineage: Eukaryota; Metazoa; Chordata; Mammalia; Carnivora; Hyaenidae.